AUGAUAUCCGUCGCGCGCGGGACCGCGCCGCGGGGCGCGCGCAUCGGACGCGCGCGUGCAUCCCCCGGCCGCAUCGGGACGGCGCCAGCUGUGUCGUCCACGUCCGCCCCAAGGUCGCGCGUCGCGGUCGUCAGAGCGGCGCGCGUGGGCACCGGACGCUCGUCGUCGUCGUCGUCGUCGUCGUCGUCGUCGUCGUCAGAUGCGUCGGGCGUCUCGCGCCGCGCCGCGCUCGCCGGUAAGGCGUUAUUCACCCUCGGCGAGGCGUUCAUCUUCCCGUGGGCCACCGAGGGCGCCACCCGGCCGAAAUCGCCCGCCACCGCGACGCUCGCGCCGUUCUCCCCCGCGUGGCUUUCAUCCAUCCUCUACACGGAGACGGACCCAGACGCCAAGGCUUCCGCCAAGGCGGCGCUCCUCCUGGGCGAGGCGCUCCAGGCGGAGGGAAAGCACGCGGAAGCGAUAGGAAAGUUCGAGGAGGUCUACGCCCUCGCCCCGACCGAGUACAAGAUGUGCCAGAGGGCCGGUCUUCGCACGGCGGUGAGCUACAAGGCCAUGUCCACCAGGCUCGGCGACGAAUACGACAAAAAGGCCAACGAAGCCAAGCAGGUGGUGUGGUGGUGGGGGCGGGGCACGCGGUGGCCGGGGUGGUACAUCGUGGCGUACCUGUCCGCCCGGAACGUCUGGUUCGAAACGAGGGAGGACCCGGUCGGGGCGUUCACCGCGACGGAGGGGCUGGCGGUGCUGGUGCCGAUAUGGCUCGGGCUCCUAUACACUCUCGUCACGUUCGGCAUCCCGGACUACUGA
Micromonas commoda is the source of this 801-nucleotide messenger RNA. RefSeq lists its product with no specific name. Gene Ontology annotation, molecular function: protein binding. Bases 1 to 801 code for a protein of 266 amino acids. The transcript has a single exon. Lineage: Eukaryota; Viridiplantae; Chlorophyta; Mamiellophyceae; Mamiellales; Mamiellaceae. The record is from RefSeq and is a predicted model, not a curated record.